CUAUCUGUUUCGUCAAGUUGAAUUUUAUUCUAUAGUGUGCUGGAAUUUUAAGAUAUGUGUUUGAAAUGGAUAAAACUGGUUCUAUUCGAAAAAGACUGAUUAUCACGUAAUGUACAUUGUGAUAUAACAUGUGUUAAUAGGUUAUUAUAAUUGGUGUUGUAAAUGAUUGAUGUAACAAACCAGUGUUCAGCAAGAUGGACGAAUUGUCUAAGGGCAUGACACAAACAGGAAGCGCCGCUACAACUGAAGAAAUUGAACAUAAUAAUGGCUCUCCGUGGCCAGUAGUGUAUGUGAGCGAGUCGUGCCUGGAGUGCGAGCGCGUGCGCGCCGCGUGCGAGCGGCUGGGGCCGGUGCAGCCGGCGCCGGCGCCCGACGCGCUGCCGCAGUCGCCGCAGGCGCCGCAGCCCCUCUCCUACUUCGUCACCAAACCCUUCGAGGGAGAACUCUUCGAUGCAGCACAUAGAGCCAAAUACAGGGUCCUGGCCCCGACCGCGGUGCUUCAGCUCGCGGAGCGCGAGGAGCCGCCGCCGGCCAACGCGCGCCCGCUCUACUCGCUCGCAAUGCGCGGCGCGGUCAUAUGCUUUUCCGGCUUCCGGAAAAAGGAUGAACUCACGUACCUGAUAACGCUUAUACACUAUAUGGGAGGAUCGAUCCGCAAAGACAUGUCGAGCAAAGUGACGCACCUUAUCGCGGCGGCCGCGACGGGCGACAAGUACCGGUACGCGUCGGGCUUCGGGCUGCCCGUGCUGGCGCGCUCCUGGGUCGACGAGUGCUGGCGCCGCCGCGACGACCCGCAGUGCCUCGCUACGCAUGACGCCGUCAUAAAAGAACACAAACUGAAAGUGUUCGCGGGGGCGCGCGUGUGCUUCGUGGGGUUCCCCGAGGACGAGACGCAGCACAUGGGCGACGUGCUGGCCAGCAACGGCGGCGCCGCCUGCCCGCUCGACGACCCCGACUGCACGCACGUCGUAAUGGCCAAUGGGGAGACUUUCGGUCGUUCGCUUAUCCUAUCACCCCAACCCAGUACUCCUAACAUUUCGUCGAAACCCUCUCGCGCAUCACCCAACUCUCAGAGCACUCCGAAGAGCUCUAUUUACCGUAGACUUUCCGCGCGGCUGUCGGGGCGGCGCGCCAGCGGCACGCCCACCAAGCCCGGCGCCGAGCCGGGGGACGAGGCCGAGCGCCGCCUGCAGCUCGCGCGCGCGCAGCUGCGCGCCGGCCGCGACUGCCCCGACUGCAACACCGCCGCCGCGCACUCCACCCGCCACCACCGGCCACACCCUGACUCCGACACCUCGCCGCCUGCACACAACAAAGAGAACAAGCAUGCCUCGCUGACGAUACAAGGCGCUGUCAGAUUGAACGCCAAAGAUAAGAGAGAGGUCUUUAGAAAUAAGUCAAUUAACAUGUUUAAUCUCGUAGACUGCCUCACGGAGGCGGGGUCUCUGCAUUCUUCUCUUACAAAGAGUUUAUGUGAUUUAGAUUGUAAAGAAGAACCCGCUUUUUUACUUCCUAUUUCAACAGGAAGCAAAGAGUUGCAGCAAUCGACAACUACAAUCAGUUCUGGAAAAAAGAGAAGUCGAAAUUCUACAGAUUCAAGCUUUCAAGUGAGCCCUGUCGAUACCAACCUUUCUCCGGAUAAGUGCGAAGAUAGCCAUUGGAAAUCUAUUAAGAGGCUUAAAAUAAAAGAUUCAUUUAAGUUUAAAAAUAGACCUACAAUUUUCAAAAGAACAAAGAAAGAUUCAGUAUCCAAAACAACUGGCGACAUAACUAUAGAACCCGUAAGUCCGGACAGUGUAAAACCGACUGACCCUGCAGGUGAAUUCAUUGCGUCCACUUCAUCCCCCAUCAGAGAAGAUGAUAACACGUCGAUUUGUUCGAUAAACACUAGUAAGCAAUCUGGUUUCUUUGAUAUUUCUUUCGCAUCAAUACGCAGUUCCAAAACAGUUAAAUCAGCAUCAAAAUUACGCAGGAGCGUCAAGUCAUUCACUGCGUCUUUUAGAAGUGAGAGGAAAAAGAAAUAUGAGAAAAGGCCUGAAAGAAAUACUGUAGAAGUAAGUGCAUGUGACCUCGUUAAUUUUGUAUCGACACCAAAUAAAGAUAUUGACGACAUGAACUUAGAUAUAUCCCCUGUCCAAGUAGACACAAUAGACAGCACGGACAUGGCCAACCACGUUAAAAACGACGUGGAUGUCGACGAGCUAGAUGAAUCGGUUACAUUUAAAACGCCACAGAGUGUAGGGCUGCGCGCACACAGGCACUCCAUUUGUGGAGCACUCGACAUGCGCCCCGCGAGCGUCUCUUCCCAUGCAUCCUCCAACUCCGGGUUUGCGCCCUUAUCGGCUCCUGUUCCCGCUCCUGUUCCCGCGCCCGCUCUUGUUCCCUUCACAUCUCGACCCCUCCGCGACCAGCUGCCGCUCGCCUCGACGCCUCCCAUCCGUGACGUCCGCGCCAUAUCGCAAUGCCAUGGAAUAUCGUUGCCGGUGGUGGACGAGCACAACACAGCUGUCGCGCCGGAGUGUUCGCCGCGAGUGCACGUUGUCAAAGCUGAAUGGUUCUGGGCUUCAGUACAGAAUGAAGAAUCGCAGGAUGAAAGGGAUUACCUCUUCAAAGAUUACCUGGACGAAGUGUCUCGAAGGUCAUCUGUGGGAGGCGUGGCGGGCGCGAGCGGCGGCGCGGGCGGCGGCGCGGACGAGGUGGGCGGCGCGGCGGGCGCGGCGGGCAGCACGCCGGCGCACCUGCACCGCCAGCGCAAGCGCAAGCUGCGUGGCGGGGACGCCGCGCUGCAGAAGCGACGCUCGUCGCUCAGCGACACGGUGCUCAGCCUGUCCGGGAACAUGCUGCUAGACUACACGCCCUCACCUGACAGCAAACAGUUGUUAGAAGAAUCUGAAGUACCCGACAAUGUAGUUCGAAAACUAAUGUCCCCUAGGCAGCAAGUGUUUAUGGAACUCCUUCAAACAGAAUCCAAUUAUGUUGGGAUUUUACACACAAUUGUAACUAUGUUUAAACAACCUUUGGAAGACAUGGCUGAAGAGGACAACAGCAAUGGAAAAAUGGCAUUGCUUAACAAUACAGAACUAAAAAUUAUAUUUGGAAAUUUACCGCCCAUAUAUGAACUCCACCAAGGGAUGCUGGAGGAGCUGCGGUACACGCAGGCGCACUGGAGCGAGGAGGUGAGCAUCGGCCGCCUCAUGCUCAAGUACACGCCGGACAUGGUCAAGGCCUACCCGCCCUUCGUCAACUUCUUCGAAAACACCAAGGAAAUGCUGCAACAGUGCGACCGUGAGAACCCAAGAUUUCAUGCAUUCUUGAAAAUUUGUCAGACCAAACCAGAGUGUGGCAGGCAAAGUUUACAAGAACUUUUAAUAAGACCAGUUCAGCGAUUACCCAGUAUUAGGUUACUACUUGACGAUAUCCUUAAACACACGCACAAGAACAACCCGGACCACGGCGCGCUGGUGGCGGCGCUCGCGGGGCUGCGGGAGGUGAUGUCGCACAUCAACGAGGACAAGCGCAAGACGGAGGGCCAGCUGCAGAUGUUCGACAUCUACAACGACAUCGACCAGUGUCCGGCGCAUCUGGUAUCGUCACAUCGAUCGUUCAUAGCUCGCUGCGAAGUAGUCGAAUUAUCGAAAGAGCUUUCUGGUCGAGGUGACCAUCUCGUACUGUUUCUAUUUACCGACACGAUGGAAGUUUGCAAAAAACGAUCAAAAGCCUUCAACAGUAAGAGUCCGACGAACGGCACGAGUACAAUGCGAAUAGGCUCGAGCAAGCCGUACAGACACAUCUCCCUUAUGCCGCUGAGCACGGUAAAGCGAGUCGUCGACAUUCGAGAGGCAGAAGAUUGUCACAACGUGUUCGCGCUGAUGUGCCGCAGCAACCAGGAGCUGAAGGAGAAGCUGUACUCGUUCAUGAUCACGGACGACGCCGUGGACAAGUCGCACUUCCUGCGCCAGUUGUGCCGGCAGAUGGCCAACACUGUCUGCAAAGCUGACGCUGACAAGUUCCUGGCGACGCUGGAGUCGCACCAGCUCGACAUCGACACCAGCGACCUGGCCCUCAGCACGCUCUCCAAAGUCACCAAAUUCGCCGCGCGCACCAGGAUAAAGGUGGGCCGCGCGCUGUCGUUCAACAAGACGCCGUCGAAGCUGAAGCGCGCCAUGUCGUCCAUGAUCUCCCCGUUCGGGUCGCAGGCCAACCUCACGCCCGCCUCUCAGCUCGCGCAGAUGCGUCUCGCGAGCUGCAACAACAUCAACGAAAUGGGCACGAGCAGCGGCGCAGGCGGCGGCGGCGAUGGCGGCGGCGAGGUGCUGGUGGCGCCGCUGUCGGUCCAGCCGACGCGCAAGGCCGCGGCCAGCGCUGCGGCCGCCCUGCGGCGCUUCUGACGGCGCACCUCGCGCCGCGCCUGACUCGCAUCUGGCUCCGGCUUCUAAAUGUUAUUGAAUUUAGACUUGUUGAACUCGCGCCCGUACGGAAACCUGACGGCAGGCGAGACGCGAACUAAAUACCCCAGAACAUUACGAGUUUAAUCUGCCAUAUUAUAAUCUACGUGCAGCUAAAUGUAACUUAUAAUAUAAUACUACACAAGAGAUUAAUUUGAAGAAUGAAUUAGUGAAUUGCUAAUCAACCCUUCGGGAUGAUAAAACAACGCGAUUCAGUUUAGGACCUAAACUGAACUGUGUCGCGAUUUCCUACCACGACAUUGUUAUUGCGAUCAAAUUUCGACCGAGCGAGCGAUAAGCGUCCCAGCCGUUUCAUUCACUCAUCUCAAGUGUAUUUCGUACCAUGACAUGCCACUUGAGCCUAAACUGAAUCGCAGGAAUGUCAAAUUUAGCGGUUCAUAAAAAGUUACUCACUUACCGCAUUAUUCUG
This is a messenger RNA of Leguminivora glycinivorella, 4875 nucleotides long. RefSeq names its product protein ECT2 (gene pbl). Gene Ontology annotation, molecular function: guanyl-nucleotide exchange factor activity; GTPase activator activity. The record is from RefSeq and is a predicted model, not a curated record. Gene Ontology annotation, cellular component: nucleus; cell cortex. Gene Ontology annotation, biological process: activation of GTPase activity; nervous system development; regulation of cytokinesis, actomyosin contractile ring assembly. Lineage: Eukaryota; Metazoa; Arthropoda; Insecta; Lepidoptera; Tortricidae. The transcript is spliced from 19 exons. Bases 195 to 4388 code for a protein of 1397 amino acids.